CAGCUCCACCAACCACGAACUUCGCCUCUAUUUAAGCGAACGAAACACACGCAGAAACCUGCACUACCAUCUCACCACUGAUCAGUAGCUAGCUCGUGAAGAAGCCAUGGCGACGGUGGACGUGCUGACGUCGGAGGUGGUCGUCCCCGCCGGCGAGACGCCGGCGGGCGCCGUCUGGCUGUCCAACCUCGACCUCGCCGCGCGCCGCGGCUACACGCCGACGGUGUUCUUCUACCGCCACAACGGCGAGCCGGGGUUCUUCGCGGCCGACGCCAUGAGGGACAGCCUCGCCAGGGCGCUCGUGGCGUUCUACCCGGUCGCCGGCCGCCUCGGGCUCGACGGCGACGGCCGCGUCCAGGUCGACUGCACCGGCGAGGGCGUGGUGUUCGCCACGGCGAGGUCCGGGCACUACGCGCUCGACGACCUGAUGGGCGAGUUCGUGCCGUGCGACGAGAUGCGCGACCUGUUCGUGCCCGCGGCGCCGGCGGCGGCGAGCUGCUGCCCGCGCGGCGGCGCGCUGCUGCUGGUGCAGGUCACGUACCUGCGGUGCGGCGGCGUCGUGCUCGGCAUGGCGCUGCACCACUCCAUCGCCGACGGGCGGAGCGCGGCGCACUUCGUGGAGACGUGGGCGAGCAUCGCGCGCGGCGCGCCCGCCGCGGACGCGCCCGUGCCGCCAUGCUUCGACCACAGGCUGCUCGCCGCGCGGCCGGCGCGCGCGGUGCUGUACGACCACCCGGAGUACAAGCCCGAGCCGGCGCCGCCGGCGCGCGCCGCCACGGCGUCCACGUACGCGAGCGCCAUCAUCACGCUGACGAAGCAGCAGGUCGGCGCGCUGAGGGCGGCGUGCGCGGGGGCGUCGACGUUCCGCGCGGUGGUGGCGCUGGUGUGGCAGUGCGCGUGCCGCGCGCGGGCGCUGCCGCCGGAGGCGGAGACGAGGCUCCACUCCAUGAUCGACACGCGGCAGCGCCUGUCGCCGCCGCUGCCGCCGGGGUACUUCGGCAACGCGGUGAUCCGCACGUCGACGGCGGCGACGGCCGGGGAGGUGGUGUCGAGCCCCGUGGGGCACGCGGCGCGGCGGGCGCGCGCGGCGACGAGCCAGGGCGAGGACUACGCGCGGUCGGUGGUGGACUACCUGGAGGGCGUGGACGCCAUGAACCUGCCGAGGAGCGGCGUCUCGCGGGCGGACCUCCGCGCCAUCAGCUGGCUGGGCAUGUCGCUCGCCGACGCCGACUUCGGGUGGGGCUCGCCGGCGUUCAUGGGUCCGGCGAUCAUGUACUACAGCGGGUUCGUGUACGUGAUGAACGCGCCGGGGAAGGACGGCGCCGUCGCGCUGGCGCUGUCGCUGGAGCCGGAGAGCAUGCCGGAGUUCAGGAAGGUGUUCGCCGACGAGGUGGCGCGAUUGGCAUGACACGAGUACACGACGCUCCCUGCGGUUGCAUGCAUGGUGUCCACGUAAACGUUACGUACGUUGGCAUUUCGUAUACGUAUACGAUCGAGCUUGAUGUAAGUCUGUAAUGUGUAUGCAUGUACGUACUGUACGUAUAUAUGUACGUACAUGUAGAAUGUUACCGUGCGUAUACAUAUAAGAUAUACAUAAAUCUGGAGUUUCCGGAUUCACGUAUGAAAGUGAAGGGUGUAGUGUAUAUUCAAGCAGGCAUGGCAUAAUUAAUCACAAUAUUUGAAUUGAACUUGCUAA
Messenger RNA from Oryza sativa Japonica Group (Japanese rice), 1696 nucleotides. Lineage: Eukaryota; Viridiplantae; Streptophyta; Magnoliopsida; Poales; Poaceae. The record is from RefSeq and is a predicted model, not a curated record.